Messenger RNA from Clupea harengus (Atlantic herring), 661 nucleotides. It is a transcript of the gene fcer1g, whose product is annotated as Fc epsilon receptor IgFc epsilon receptor Ig. Gene Ontology annotation, biological process: cell surface receptor signaling pathway. Gene Ontology annotation, molecular function: IgE receptor activity. Lineage: Eukaryota; Metazoa; Chordata; Actinopteri; Clupeiformes; Clupeidae. Gene Ontology annotation, cellular component: Fc-epsilon receptor I complex. The record is from RefSeq and is a predicted model, not a curated record.
AAACAGGAAAUGAGGUUUUGGUGAAGGGCUAGCUCGAUAAGUCGCCUCUAGUGGAAUGUUUGUGUGGCAUGUGUGCCCUGUGUGUGUGUGUGUGUGUGCCCUGUGUGUAUAUGUGUCUCAAUCUUGCUUACACAUCUGAAGUGGGAGGGGUCUGAUUUAAAAAAAACGGACACACUUCUACCACAACUUCCUCAGAGCUCUGACACACAAACGCACACACAAACCUCUGACUAGCCAUCGGCUCAAACGCUCGUCUCCUGUGAAGCCUGAGUGACACACUCGCGCUCGCCCUGAUCCUCGAUCUCGUUCUUCCCUUUGGUUGGGUCCGGUGUGGUUUCUGCUGAAACAUGAAGGCAACGCGCGCCCUCCUCGCGGCCCUGCCUCUGUGGAUGUGCUUCGGCCACGCAGAUGCCAUCUCUGAGCCCCAGAUCUGUUACAUCUUGGACAGCAUCCUCUUCCUAUACGGCCUCAUCCUCACCGUGCUUUACUGCCGACUCAAGUGGGUGCAGAAGAACAGCUCCUAUCCGGUGAAGAAACAGCCAGAGGGCAUAUAUGAAGGUCUGUCCCCUCACGAUCAGGACACCUACGAGACCAUCCAGCUGAAGAAGGGGAUGAAGUAGGACGAAACGAGAAGAAGCGAGUGAUGGAGAGGAUCCAAAAA